Insectozyma verbasci is the source of this 1200-nucleotide messenger RNA. The record is from the annotation of a GenBank genome assembly. NCBI's taxonomy places the organism in Eukaryota, Fungi, Ascomycota, Pichiomycetes, Serinales, Debaryomycetaceae.
AUGGAUUUAUCAUCAGUUCGACCAAUUUGGGUUGAAACAUUUAUGAAAGAAAUUGAUUUUAAUAAGAAACAAUUUUUGAAACAUAAGAAACUGAAAAAAAUCAAAUUCAAUUAUUUACCAGAACAAGUUCAAAUUUAUAUAAAUGAAACAAUACCUAAUUUACAACAACAAUAUAAAUUAAAUCCAUCAUUAGUUAAGUUCCCUGUAUGGGAUUCAUAUCAUCCAUUAAUUAAACUGUUUUUAGAAUUGACUGAAAUUCAAGAAGUUAUAUCAAAUUGUGAUAUUCAAAUAAUUACACUUUUAAAAUUUCCAUAUUUAAAUAAAGAAUUUCAUAAUAGAAUAACUAAUCUACAAUACUUGUCUUCCAAUUUUAAUAUAGAUGAUUUUGAAAAAUGGGAAAAGAAAUUAGAAUCAGACGAUGGAUAUGAACCAAAUAACGAAUUUAGAAUAAUUACUCCUCGAUCAUAUGAGAAAAAUGGUUUAAAGAAACAUUCAGAUUCAUUAUCUAUUCCUCCUUUAUGUAUUCAAUUACAUAAUAAUCAAGUUAAUGCUAAUACAAGAUUAGGUAAAUUUUUAUUCCCUCGUUAUUUUCCAAAUGAUAUUGUUAAAAAUGAUUACAUUGAUGUUUUAAAAUUUGAAGAUGUUAUUGAGUUAUUACAUAACAUUAGUGGGUAUAAUAAUUGGACUAAACGAUUCAAUCACAACACGUUAUACUUAAAAUGUGAUAAAUCAAAAGGUUAUUAUGAUUCAAAAGUACAUACAAAGAAAAUAAAUUGUCAAUGUGUUUUAAAAAUUCAUCGAGAUAAAAAAAAUGAAAAUGAAGGUGAAUGGUUUCUUGUUGAUUUUAAAUUUAAUCAUAAUCAUUGUUUAGGUAGUGAAAAAUUUAUAAAUUUUGGUCAAAAAUAUAAUGAAGAAGAACAAAAUGGAAAUAAUUUAGAUCAAAGUCAUCAAUUUAGAAUUGAAAAUGAAUUACUACAACAACAACAACACCAACAACAACAACAAGUCAUGUUUGAUACAAAUCAAUCAAAAGAAAAGAUAAAGGAGAUGUUGACUGAGAUUAAUAAUCUUUAUGAAAAUGUUUGUUUAAAUAAUGAUUUAAAUGAAGCUAAAGAAGUUUAUGGAAAUGUUGAAGAGUUAUUAGAGAAAUUGAAGAAUAGAAAUAUUAAUCCAGAUUUGGUAUUAAAUUUGGCUAAUUAG